Messenger RNA from Podarcis lilfordi (Lilford's wall lizard), 3723 nucleotides. Lineage: Eukaryota; Metazoa; Chordata; Lepidosauria; Squamata; Lacertidae. The record is from the annotation of a GenBank genome assembly.
GCGUCAGCUGAGCAUCCGACGGCAGCUGUUGGCUUCGGUGUCCCGAUCGCUGACUUCAGGCGUUGCUACGACCCAGACGGCAAAAGUGCAGGAUGGUAAGGGAAAGGUCCGCUAGCGGAGUGUGGGUGCCUGCAUGGGUGUAGCCAGGAUUUCUGGGGUUGGGGGGGGGGGGGGCGGUGGGGCAGGAGACCCGUCUGUCAUCAUCCUCUUUCUGGCUGUGUCUAGCAGAUUCGGAAUGAAAUAUCUCAACAACAGUUGUUUUAAAUUACUUUCUUUUGACCCCAAGUGCUCAGGAAAAUCUGUCAAAAUCUUUGUAAUAAUAAUAAUAAUAAUAAUAAUAAUAAUAAUAAUAAUAAUAUAUUAUAUAUAACCUGCCCAUCUGCCUAGGUUUCCCCAGCCACUCUGGGCAGCUCCCAACAGAAUAUUAAAAACACAAUAAAACAUCAAACAUUAAAAACUUCCCUAAACAAGGGUUGCCUUCAGAUGUCCCCUAACCUGCCCCCUCCCCCAACAUCCAUAGGUGUGUGUGUGAGGAAGAGGAGGAAAUGGGGCUGCCAACUGACUCGGAAAAAACGGGUUUGUACUGCUCUUGUGGCUUUAGGUAAAGGUAAAGGUACCCCUGCCCGUACGGGCCAGUCGUGUCCGACUCUAGGGUUGCGCGCUCAUCUCGCUUAAGAGGCCGGGGGCCAGCGCUGUCCGGAGACACUUCUGGGUCACGUGGCCAGCUUGACGAAGCUGCUCUGGCGAGCCAGCACCAGCGCAGCACACAGAAACGCCGUUUACCUUCCCGCUAUAAAGCGGUACCUAUUUAUCUACUUGCACUCAGGAGUGCUUUCGAACUGCUAGGUGGGCAGGAGCUGGGACCGAACAACGGGAGCUCACCCCGUCACGGGGACUCGAACCGCCGACCAUACGAUCGGCAAGUCCUAGGCGCUGAGGUUUUACCCACAGCGCUUGUGGCUUUAAGAGCAGCUUAACUUUGAGAUCUUCAUCCCGAGAAAGAAUUAGUUUUAUUUAUUUCUGUUGCUCUGAGUAGACCCACUGACAAUAAUGGAGCCUAAUUUUUAUUUUAUUGCAUUUCUAGCCCACCUUUUUUCUCUAACGAGUGGCAGUCACGGUUCUUCCCCCUCCUUAUUUAACCCCCACAACAACCCUCUGAGGUAGGUAAGGCUGAGAGAAGGCAGUGACUGUUCCCCACGGCUGAGUGGAGAUUUGAACCCUGGUCUCCCAGCUCCUAGUCCACUGCUCUAACCAUUACACCACCAAUUGCUCUUUGUGUGGAAUGGAUAGCGAAUGAGAGUGGGUUGCAUGAACAAUGUGUGUGUGUGUGUGUGUGUGUGUGUGUGUGUGUGAAAGAGAGAGAGAGAUUUGAAUUUUAUGUUAUGCUGCCUUGCAGUACUCUCUGGUUUUAUGGAUACUGACAUCACUUAUGAACAAAGAUAUUGUUUAGGCCAGUGUUUCCCAAACUGGGGUCUCCAGCUGUUUUUGAACUACAAUUCCCAACAUCCCUGACCGCGGGUCCUGCUAGCUAGGAAUGAUGGGAGUUGUAGUCCAAAAAAGCUGGAUACUCUGGUUCAGGAAAUAACAACAACAACAAUUUAUUAUUAAACCGUGCCCAUCUGGCUGGGAUUCCCCAGCCGCUCUGGGCAGCUACUAACAAGAUAUUAAAAACCUAGUAAAACCUGCGUUCCACAGGGCAAGUGCCACUAACAACAACAACAACAGCAAUUUAUUAUUAUACUGGGUUUCCCCAGCAACUCUGGGCACCUACUAACAAGAUAUUAAAAACAUAGUAAAACAUCAAAGAUUAAAAACUUCCCUAUUCUGGGCUGCCUUCAGAUGUCUUCUAAAAGUCAGAUAGUUGUUUAUUUCUUUGACAUCUGAUGGGAGGGCGUUCCACAGGGCAGGUGCCACUACCAAGAAGGCCCUCUGCCUGGUUCCCUGCAGCCUUACCUUUUGCAGUGAGGGAACUGCCAGAAGGCCCUUGGAUCUGGACCCCGGUGUCUGGGGCUGAAUGAUGGGGGUCGAGAUGCUUUCAGGACCGAUGUUAUGUGGUCUCGGCGGCCACUUCCAGUCACCAGUCCAGCGGCCACAUUCUAGAUUAGUUGUAGUUUCCUGAUCACCUUCAAAGGUAGCUCCACAUAGAGCGCUUUGCGGUUAGAAACACUGGUUUAGGCUAAGAGAAACACCUGAGAGCAGGCUCACAUGCUCCUUUGGCAACAGAUAACCCUUAUCUCCCGGGUCCUAAUCUGACAUUAACCACUACACCACACUCUCUGCUUCCUUCCCAGGCCCUGCGGUUGAAUGUAAAACUCCUGUCAGGAGAGCAAUACUCCCUGGACACGCAUGCCAGCAAAACUGUUUGGGAUUUCAAAAUCCAAGUAGCCCAGAAGACAGGGUUGUCCCCAUAUCAGCAGAAGCUGGCCUGCCAGUCUAACGGCAACAUCAACCUUCAGGACAGCGACCAGCUCUCCAGAUUCGGGCUGAAAUCCGGGGACACCAUACUGUUGGUGGUCAAGAGCGAGGAGUCCAUCCCCAUCUUCCUGCAUAACGCCAGGGGCCAAACCAGAAGCUACCACGUCAUGCCUUCGGAUUCGGUGGACCAGUUCAAAGCUCGAAUUCGGCAGCAGGAGAACAUCCAGCCUGAUCAGUUCUGGCUGACGUAUGAAGGGAAACCCCUGGAAAAUGGCAAGAAGCUGUCUGACUACAACAUCGCUCCCCACGGCACCGUCUACUUUAACUUCCGCCUCCGAGGGGGUUGCAAUUUGGGGGGUGGGCCAGCUUAGCAGACCUCGGGACCCCCCAGGCUGUUUCCUCUCUGCUUUUUCUGACUCGCUUCUAAGUUAGGUCACGCUCUGCCCCCAUCUUCAGCAUGCCACCAGCCUUACGGUCUAUGUCAGGGGUCAGCAACCAUUUUUCAGCCAUGGGCCGGUCCAUCGUCCCUCAGACCAUGUGGUGGGCUGGACUAUAUUUUGGAAAAAAAUAUGAGCAAAUUCCUAUGCCCCACAAAUAACCCAGAGAUGCAUUUUAAAUAAAAGGACACAUUCUACUCAUGUAAAAACACGCUGAUUCCCGGACCAUCCGUGGGCCGGACUGAGAAGGCGAUUGGGCCGCAUCCGGCCCCCGGGCCUUGGGUACCUACCCCUGCUCUAUGUAUUUGCAGCAGUACCGAGCAUUUUUGGAAACUUUGUUGAGCCACCUGUUGCGCAAGGAGCUUCCGCCAGUGCAACUGCUGAGUUGAAUUCCUCCAUUGCUCAACAUGAAAAUCCAGCUAGCGCAGGUACAGAGAGCAUUGCCAAUAGAGCUCAGUGUUAUAGAAAUGUUGCAGCAGGUAUUCCAUCUAGCUGCAGACAUCGCACAUGGCUGUAGCCAUUCUGCUCUGUAGCCAUUCUGUAGCCACUUGGCUUCUCCUUGCCCUGAAUUCUUUCCAUUCAGGCUGGAUAUUGUCAGAAAUUAUAACUUCCAACAACUGGUUGCCUGGGCUUGCUUGUUUUCCUCUUCCCUCAGCAUCCCUUUUUCCUUUCGUUGUUUUAUGUAAGCUGCUCUGGGAGCCUUUUUUGGGGGGUGGGAAGAGUGGGGCAAAAAUGCUUAAAAUAAAUAGCAAGUGUUAACUGGCUUUUUAAUUAUUAUUUUGUCCUUCUGUGGCUUCGAUUCCGUAUUGUACUCAAGAGCUUUUAUGUACUUGCUUUUACACUGCUUUCAAAAAUAAAUACAAGAAAACAC